CUCUCGGAAGACGGUACAGUAGUAGAGCCAGAACACAAACCUGGGAGUUCACGCUGAGGAACUGAGAGUUACAGCGUCACUUCACGAAUAUAUUUUUGCAAUGUUUCACUCUAAAUUUAGUUGUACAGCGGUACAUCAAAAUGUCUGUUUUGCCAUGUCGCACGACGAAAUUGAGUUUUUGGGCGUUCCGGUAUAAAUUGGAAUGUUACUGUUUUUCUGAGGCAGUCUCGUCCUCUCCUCAGCUCUGACCUGAACUCACAAGCACUGCCGCAGAGACACAGAGAGGGGGCGUACUUGCUUCCUGUUCUCAGGCAAUACUGAAAGUGAAGAGAAAGGAAUGAAACCGCUGGGACGCGCGUAAAGAAAACAACAACUUGCUGGCAAACGGCACCGGGCCGCGCCGCUAGAAGCCGCUCACGAAAGCUUUUUACACACCUGGCCCCUGCCGGGAAGUCGGGCAAAAUGGCGCUGAGCUCCGGCGGUUGGGCUACGGCUCCCCCGGCGCCGUCUCCCUCGUUCCCGGGCUUCGGGACGUCACAGGCCAGCAGCUGCAGCACGGUGCUGAUGUCGGUGCGGGUGUCAGUGUGCCACUCGGGGAUACGGCCGCUCUGUCUGCCGGGGGCGGGGGACGAAGCCCUCCGCCUGCAGCUCAGCAUGAACCCGGGCCAGCCUGGGCAGUUCCGCCUGGCGCUGAGGGACGCAGGCGACACGGGGACUUGCCGCAGUGUGUCCAUAGCAGAGUUUGACCUGCGCUCAGUGCGGUACGAAUUAAAGUCUCCCCGCUGUCAUGAGCUGUCCUUGGUUGCACCUCCACAUGACCGCAUCACCUUCAACUUCCGGUGUGAGAAGGAGGCACAGGAAUGGGCCACCGUGGUGAUAUCUUCCCUGAGAGAGGCACAGAGGGUGGCAGACAACAAUUCAACUGAAGAGCGGCAGCUACACCUGGAGCCUCUAGAACCCAAGAACUCAGUGUCCUUGCCCCGCACAGAGGAUCUGUGUUUGGAAUUAAUUCGGGCUAUUGAAGCUGGUGACACGCAGGAGGCCUCACAGUAUGCAGCGGCAUUGGCUCGUCAACAGGUUGCGCUCAAGAUCCAACCAUCUCAGAGGAGCUGCAGUGACACUGAGAUCAACCUGGCUGUGGUGGUGGAAGAUUCUUCUUCUUCCUGUUGUGUCACAGUUAAAGUCACCCCCCACAUCACCAUUGCAUCGCUCAAGCAGCAGGUGUUCCUGGACUUUGGAUUCCAUCCACGGGUACAGCGCUGGGUGAUGGGGAAGUGCCUGUGUGCAGAUACACGCUCACUAGCAUCCUAUGGCAUACGGCGGGAUGGCGACACAGCCUUCCUAUAUCUGCUCUCAGCUCGUCAGGCCCGGCUGACCCACCAGCUAUGCCAACAGGACCAGGAAAAUGCCCUACUUGCACUGCCUCCUCCUACCAACGGGCCAAGCAGCAGGUUGGUCUCCCAGGAUUGGCGGCCCUACAGCACAUUGCCUUCCAGGCUUUCCCACAGGGGAACAGGCAACAUUGUGGGUGAAGUAGAGAGACUUGGAAUUGGUGAAAUCCGAGAACUCAUCAACCUGGACAUGCCUCAGCUGAAUGAAGCUCUGGGCCCUGGCACACAGGUGGGAUGGUCCUGUCCUUCUUGUACUUUCAUCAACAAGCCCACGCGGCCUGGCUGCGAGAUCUGCAGCACAGACCGACCCGAGAGCUACACAGUACCUGGGGGGUAUCAACCUGAUGCGCUUGAACUGCGUCGCAUCCAGCAGGAGAAGGAAGCUGUUCGGCAGUACCAACAGGCCAGGGAGGCAGAGCGCAGGGAGAACUUUGCCCGACUGGUGAUGAUGGACGGUCAAGACCUGGUGCCCAACCCAGACAGUGUUGACUGCCGCAUCUGUUACCUGGACCUGCAGCCAGGAGAAGGUGUCCUGCUCAGGGAAUGUCUUCACUGCUUCUGCAAAGACUGCCUACGCUCAGUGAUCCUGUUGUGUGAAGACCCUGAAGUUGCUUGUCCAUAUCGUGACGAGUCAUACGCCUGUGACUGCGUGCUGCAGGAGAGGGAGAUUCGGGCGCUGGUGACUGGUGAUGAGUACGAGCGCUGGCUUCAGCGGGGACUAUUGGUGGCAGAGUCGCAGUGCAAGAGCAGCUACCAUUGUGCCACUCCAGACUGCCAUGGCUGGUGUGAGUACGAGGACACUGUCAACAUCUUCCACUGCCCUGUGUGCAGGAAGCACAAUUGCCUGCUCUGCAAGGCUAUCCAUGAGGGGAUGAACUGUAAGCAGUACCAAGAUGACCUGACAGCACGUGCUGUCAAUGACUUGGCUGCCCGCAGGACACACGACCUUCUGAAGUCCCUGGUACAGUCUGGAGAGGCCAUGCACUGCCCUCAGUGCGGCAUCAUCGUACAGAAGAAGGAGGGUUGUGACUGGGUGCGAUGCACUGUCUGUCACACUGAGAUCUGCUGGGUCACCAGGGGUCCACGCUGGGGUCCUGGGGGCCCAGGGGACACUAGCGGCGGAUGCCGCUGCAACUUCAACAAGCAGAGAUGUCACCCAAAGUGUCAGAACUGUCACUGAGACAGGAAUUGGACAGACAGGCUGACCCAAACAAAUAUUCAGCCAAGUGAGGGAGGGACCUGUUGACACCCUAAGACAGGCAUUGACUAAAUUUUAGUCUGUCAAACUUACUUCUGUGAAUAUAAGCAUCUGGACAAAAGUGAUCCAAACUUGGACACCUGUGCAGUGUUCACCUCUCGUUUAAAAAGCAAUAAUAUUAAAAGCCAUUCAAGGUAGAUUUCACAGAAAUUGAAAAGUGUACUUAAGCUGUUCUUGUUCAGGGCUAACAUAUGUAGUUCACAUAUGUACAACAGAUUACAAAGUGUAGAUUUUUACUUUGUUGUAUUAAAACUUAAGCAGUCUAAUCUCUGAAAUGUUCAUUUACCCACAGUAGUGCUAUCUUGUAACAAGCUUUUUUAUUUAUUAAGGCUUAACCGUGUUUGCUCAGGGACUUCUGGUUUUGCCAAUGUGCCUUACUGGUUGGAAAGAAUAAAAAAAUAAAACUGGCAGGACUCGAUACACUCACCUCAUUUGCAUUAGCAUAGUACAAAGAUUAGAUGUGCUAUAUACUAACAAUACUGAAGUUUAGCCUGUACUGUAGUGUUUCCAUCAUCCAGAAAAGGAAAAAUUUAGUAAUAUGGGAAUAGGUGUAAGGAUGGGCAAUGAUCUUGUGUUAAUUUAUCUCUACUCAUUUGUCAUUUAGAAAUGCUGCUCUAUUUAAACAAGGUAUUUUUCAUAUUCACAUUUUGACCCCACUGUUAGCAGAAAUUCUUGUUUCAUUUGGUUUAUUAGCAUCAAAUUUGUGUAUCAGCAGUAGGUCAAACGGCACACUGUCUGCCCCCCAUGUACUUGAGUGAGUCUGUCCUGAAUGAAGGACAUAUAGCUGUUCAGUACUGAUCCAGUAGAUGAGAACAACAUUUCUCAGACGAGCUGACCUCACCUCACCUGGAGCUGGAGGCUGUUUCAGGCUUACUUGGCAGCUGUUAAACUAGGUGAGUUCCAUGGACUAACUGGCUGAUCUGAGAAUGGGAUGGUUUGGGGAAGGGGUCAUUUUUAGCCAUUCUUGUUUGUUCAUAGCUUUUAUAUGAGGGUCACCAAAAGUCAAGUUGCACUCAGCAGCACUCAACUUGUCCUUAUAAGUGGAUAAAGUAUAAACAGAAUUAAGACCAUGUGUAUUUUUUUUCCUGGGCAAAAUGAUAAAAUAUCUAUCUCAGAGUACAAAAAGCUUUAAUGGUUACAAGAAAGGAUAAAUCUGUUCAACUGCAUGCAGAAAUUUUGCAGGUUGGGAAAAGCACAAGAACUUCACCUCUACACUUGUCAUGUGAUGGUGAUGAUGAGUAAUGGAUUAACACAUAUUGACAGCAGUCAAGUUAGUUUAGUUUGUUGUACAGGAAGUGAGGAAAUUUGUCAAAUUACAUUUUUUGUAAAAUUUUAAAAUUGAGUUCUGUGGAUGUUUUGAGUUUAAUUUCCAUUUUUGUUCAGUUGUGUUCUCCUGGCCCUGAUAAGCUGUUUAAUUUCACUUAAUUUUGUGUUUUAUGCCAAUUUAAGUGGAAAAAAUAAAGUCCAUUCUGAUACCUGACCUCUCAAAGACUGAA
This is a messenger RNA of Scleropages formosus (Asian bonytongue), 4145 nucleotides long. It is a transcript of the gene shrprbck1r, whose product is annotated as sharpin and rbck1 related. Gene Ontology annotation, biological process: protein linear polyubiquitination; proteasome-mediated ubiquitin-dependent protein catabolic process; positive regulation of canonical NF-kappaB signal transduction. The transcript has 14 exons. The record is from RefSeq and is a predicted model, not a curated record. The coding region runs from base 463 to 2571 and encodes 702 amino acids. Gene Ontology annotation, molecular function: ubiquitin-protein transferase activity; ubiquitin binding. Gene Ontology annotation, cellular component: LUBAC complex. NCBI's taxonomy places the organism in Eukaryota, Metazoa, Chordata, Actinopteri, Osteoglossiformes, Osteoglossidae.